Molecule: messenger RNA, 3480 nt
Organism: Glycine soja
Lineage: Eukaryota; Viridiplantae; Streptophyta; Magnoliopsida; Fabales; Fabaceae
Exons: 15
Coding region: 229-3051 (940 amino acids)
Cellular component (GO): vacuole
Molecular function (GO): ATP binding
Source: RefSeq, a predicted model, not a curated record
AAGAAAAAGAGAGGAAUUUUUGACAUCUCGUAAAUAAUGAUAAUAAUAUCACGUCAUACUCAUACAAAGUGCGUGCCAUUCGAUACCAAAAAUUAAUGCGUUGUCUACUGCGAGUUGUCUGAUAUUGCACCUUCACCAACCGUUGAUCGUUUUCAUUUUAUAUAUGUGCUUCUGUUCGUUUUCCAAAUCUCCUCUUUGUUUCUGAAUCUUCCCUUCGCAGUUGCAGAGAUGGCUUCUCGCUGCUGGCCUUCCGAUGCCGAGCUAAAUGAGUUGAGAGAGAGAGUUUCGAAAAUAGGGGAUCUGAAUAAAGAGGAAGUUCGAGUUGUGGUAUCUCCCUAUCGAAUAUGUCCUUUGGGGGCACACAUUGAUCAUCAGGGUGGGAUCGUUUCAGCUAUGACAAUCAAUAUGGGAGUACUUCUGGGGUUUGCUCCUUCUGGCAGUAACCAGGUUGUAAUUCGCUCAGGACAAUUUGAGGGAGAAGUUAAGUUCAGAGUUGAUGAGAUUCAGAAGCCAAAAGAUAAAAAUUUGGACAAAGAUUCAUCAGAGCUACAGGAACAAUGUAACUGGGGGCGUUAUGCUAGAGGAGCCGUAUAUGCACUAAAGAGUAGCGGAAACAUUCUUUCUAAGGGUAUCAUAGGAUACAUAUGUGGUUCUGAAGGUCUGGACAGUUCGGGCUUAAGCUCUUCUGCUGCAGUUGGAGUGGCUUACCUCAUGGCUUUGCAAUAUGCAAAUGAUUUAGUAAUAUCUCCCACAGAACUUAUUGAAUAUGAUAGGUUGAUUGAGAAUGAAUAUUUGGGUCUGAAAAAUGGCAUAAUGGACCAAUCAGCUAUUUUGCUUUCAAGCCAUGGUUGUUUGAUGUGCAUGAAUUGCAAGACCAAAGAUUAUAAACUUGUUUACCAACCAAAGGUUCUAGAAUACAACGAGAGUGGGCAGCCGAAAGCAACCAGAAUAUUGUUGGCACUUUCGGGGUUGAAGCAAGCUUUGACGAAUAACCCUGGAUAUAACAAGCGAGUUGUAGAGUGUCGAGAGGCCGCACAAAUUCUUAUUGAAGCAUCUGGAGAUUACACAACAGAGCCCAUCCUAUCUAACGUUGAUCCAGAAGUAUAUGACACUCACAAGCACAAAUUAGAACCCAAUCUAGCCAAAAGAGCGGAGCAUUAUUUCUCAGAGAAUAUGCGAGUUAUGAAAGGAGUUGAGGCUUGGGCGAUGGGCAAUUUAAAAGAUUUUGGAAUGCUUAUUACAGCUUCUGGUCGGAGUUCCAUUCAAAAUUAUGAAUGUGGUUGUGAACCUCUGAUUCAACUGUAUGAGAUCCUUCUGAGGGCUCCCGGUGUAUUGGGAGCGCGCUUCAGUGGUGCUGGGUUUAGAGGGUGUUGCCUUGCAUUUGUGGAGGCUGACCUUGCAACUGAAGCUGCAUCAUUUGUCAGGAGGGAAUAUCUCAAGGUACAGCCAGAGUUAGCAAGCCAAAUAAGCAAAGACACUGCAGUUUUGAUAUGUGAAUCUGGCGAUUGUGCACGUGUAAUUCCACAACCACAGAACGGAAGAAACAUAAACAUGGGUUCCAAUCCUUUGUCUGCAUUGACUUCCACAAUGCCCGCGCCAAUCUCAACCCAAGACCAUGACGACCAAGAAGACUCUCCUUCAUCAAAAGCUCUUCUUUCCUUCAGCACCGACUCUUCUUCUUCUUCUUUUUCUUCUUCUUCUUCCUCUUCUCACAAACCCCUCUUCAUCACCCUCAUCCUCAUCACUUUCAUUGCCUUAUCAACAUCCUUCGCCUUCGCCUUUCUCUACUUCUCUUCAAAACCACCACUUUCACCUUCUCCUUCUUCUCUCUCUCUCUUCUCAUCAAAAGCUCGUCCUCUCUCCAAACUCAAACGCCCCGUCGUCCUCCUAGUCUCCUCCGACGGCUUUCGUUUCGGUUACCAAUUCAAAGCCCCAACUCCCCACAUUUCCCGUUUGAUCGCUAACGGAACCGAAGCUGAAUCCGGUUUGAUUCCGGUUUUCCCCUCUCUCACUUUCCCCAACCAUUACUCCAUCGCCACUGGCCUCUACCCUGCUUACCACGGCAUCAUCAAUAACCACUUCACCGAUCCACUCUCCGGGGAACCCUUUUACAUGGGUAACAGCCAUGACCCCAAGUGGUGGCUCGGGGAACCCUUGUGGGAAACUGUUCUCAAAAACGGAUUAAAGGCUGCAACUUAUUUCUGGCCUGGUUCUGAGGUAAAUAAGGGUCCUUGGACUUGUCCUUUCAAUUUUUGUAUCCGCUAUAAUGCUUCUGUUUCAUUUGAGGAUAGGGUUGAUGCGGUUUUGGGGUACUUUGAUUUGCCUAGUGAUCAGAUUCCUGAUUUCAUGACGCUUUAUUUUGAGGACCCUGAUCAUCAGGGUCACAAGGUUGGUGCUGAUGAUCCUCUGAUCACUGAGGCUGUUGCUAGGAUUGAUAGAAUGGUGGGGAGGUUGAUUAGGGGUUUGGAGGAAAGAGGGGUUUUCGAGGAUGUUAGUAUUAUUAUGGUUGGAGAUCAUGGAAUGGUUGGUACUUGUGAUAAGAAGUUGAUUUUUCUUGAUGAUUUGGCUCCUUGGAUUGAUGUUCCUAAAGAUUGGGUUGUCACGCAUACUCCUGUGCUUGCAAUUCGUCCGCCUUCUGGUAAUGAUCCUGCGGAUGUUGUUGCUAAGAUGAAUGAAGGGUUGAGCUCGGGGAAAGUUGACAAUGGGAAGUUUUUGAGGGUGUAUUUGAAAGAGGAUCUGCCUAGUCGGCUUCAUUAUGCUGCGAGUGAUCGGAUUGCACCGAUUAUUGGGUUGAUCGAGGAAGGUUUUAAGGUUGAGCAGAAGAGAACAAAGCGCCAAGAGUGUGGCGGUUCGCACGGUUAUGACAAUGCGGUUUUCUCCAUGAGGACUAUUUUCAUUGGACAUGGUCCUCGAUUUGCUAGAGGGAGGAAGAUACCGUCGUUUGAAAAUGUUGAGAUUUAUAAUUUGAUUACUUCUAUUCUCAAGAUAAAGGGAGCACCUAAUAAUGGCUCUGCCUCAUUUGCAGAGUCUGUUCUUCUAUCUGCUGCAUAAGUGAUACUAAGACCGAGUUUUUAUUGGUGGACAGCAUUGCAGAUGUUGAACUCUAGCGAACAAAAUAUUUGAUCGCUAAGCUGUAUGAUAGGUAAUGUGCUCUCUAGGAGUGAUGCUCGGAUCAGAAAUAUGGGCAUGCUGAAAGAAUAGGGGUCAUAUACCUUUGCACGCGAUUGCUGAAAUUAGUCUAUAUGUAAUAAAGGUAGUUCCAUCCACUUGGUUCCAUUUUUGUUUGUUAUGAGCAGCACAAGUAGAGGGCAAGCUUAGCUUUAACAACGUGUCUGUAAGUAGUAUACGAUCACAGGAUUUAAAUGUUCUUGAGCUAGAGUGAGAUCCCCAUUUGGAUCUCAAGGAUCCAUGGAUUUGAACACUAAACUGUUUCCAUCUUUCAGUUGUUUUAAUUUCUCAACUCUCAUAUUUGCUGCUUGA